AAUGUCAGUGGAAGAAAGAAAGAGAAUUAGAAUAAAAGCGGGUGUAGUGGAAGAAACUCGCUCGGAAAAGUUCAUUCUCCGCUGGUUUGUGGCUAAUUGUGGAGUGUUGAUCGAGAAUGGGAUGGAGACGAUCAUAAGCGACAAGCAGAACGAGAAAUUGUGUGAUUUUGUGGAGAAAGGAUGCAUGACUUCCAUCCGGAUCUGCCUCCGGAAAGGAGCUGAUCCAACAAAGGUGGGAUCAAAUGGGAUGACUGCAAUUGGAUUGGCAGCAAUGAAGGGAAACUAUGGGAUUCUCUCCAGGCUGCUGUCAGAGACACAGACACAGAAGAAGAUUGACCUGAGUGAGUACGAUUCCACCCCAGACGGCAUGGAAGGCCUGGAAUGGGAUGAUGAAAUUGACGCUAGGUACUGCUUCUCACCGGACAAGGAAUGGCUCAAUCUCUAUACUUACUAUGCGAGAAUGUGGGAGAAUUUUGGUGAUAUGCUUACAACUGCCAGCAAAAUUCGCGAUGAUCCUCACUGUUUGGACUAUAAUCACUAUGCCCCAAUUCACUAUGCUGCCAAAUUUGGCCAUAUGAUCUGCGUUAAGCUUCUGCUGGACUACAAAUGUCCAGUGGAUUCGGUAACUCAUGCUGGGAAAACUGCCCUCCACAUAGCCUGUGAAUUUCAACAUAAAUCCGUCGUGGAGCUCCUCAUCCGGUACAAUGCGAACUUGAACCAGAAAACCUUCAAAUCCGGCGACUUUCCCCUCCUGAUUGCCGCCCGGAAUGGAAAUACGGAAAUUAUCUCUAUGCUACUCAAUGCUGGUGCUCUCGUUGACGAGUGCAAUCUGCAAGAUGUCACCCCGCUCAUGGAGGCCAUCCAGAUGAAGAAUGUCCCUGCCGCUAAGUUGCUGAUUGAGCGUGGUGCCAAUAUCAAUUUGCAGGAUCGUGAGGGUCUCUCGCCUCUCUGUCUUGCCGUCAUGAGUGAAUCUGUGGAGUUGGUGAGGCUGUUGCUAGAGAGAAAUUGUCGGAUUGUGCUAUCGCACAAUCUUCUUCACAAAUCAAUAGCUGCAAAUAACAAUGAACUGAUAAAGUUGCUGGUGGAGGCAGGGGAUAAUGUCAAUGCUAGGGAUACCUUUGGACUGUCAGCAUUUGAGAAGUUGAUUACGUUCGGAAAUGAGGAAAUGGUGUUAUUUUUGCGGCAAUAUGCCCCAAAGAGUGCUACAUGCUCAUCUGAGUCCACAGAGAUCUUUAUGGCCAUCAAUAUUCAAUGUAAGCCAAAGUUUCAGCGAAUGCUGAAUUUACUGUUGCAUCUCAAUAGUGAUAUCGAUGCUACAUUAUGGAAUGAGACUCCGCUCUCGGCCACAAUUCGCGUCAAGCAGUAUGACUAUGCUAAGAUUCUCAUAAGGGAGGGUUGCUCAGUGAAAAUUCCCCAAAUGGGAAAUUCGGUGGAAUUGCUGAGGCGCGAUGGCACAACGCUUAUACUAAAGUACCUCAUAAAUGCUGGUCUACGACUCUGGGACUUUCCGGAUGUUGUGGCAUCGAUAAAGGUGCCCCCAUGGUCUGGGGGUGUCCAAACAAUUGAACACUAUCUCACUCAUACAGCCAGAAAUCCCCUUUCUCUGCAACAACUUGCCCGGAUUCGCAUACGCGAUGCUCUGAGGCAGAGAAUGAAGAAAUCUCUAGAGAAAGUCUUUAGGUUCUCAGCAGUCAAUGCCAAUAUUGACUAUACUAGUUCGAUGUUUGAGGAGUGUGUUCAGAGUCUUGGAUUACCAAGAAGACUCAUAGAUUAUGUCUAUAGAUUCUCAGAUUUAGAAUAAGUCUCUAAAAAUUUUUAGAAGAUAAGAAAAAGUAUAAGCAGAAAAGUGCUGAAAAUUCUCAAAUUGCUAUAACGAAGAGACUCUCAAAUUCACUUUCAAUAUUUUCUGUUGUGUAGAAGAAUUAUAAUAGAUUGAAAGAGUCAACAACUUUUUAAGCUCAAGGACGAACAAAUGGUUCAAUUAAAGCAAAUUGAACAAUCUUGGAAUACUUUUCGCACGACUUUAUGACGUAGUGAAAAUGAUUAGAUCAACAUUUUGAUAUCUAUCAUUGAUCUCUCACUAUUACUAAUAUAAUAAUUUUUUCAUCAGAGCUUUAAUAAAUUAUGGACUGGUUCUAUAAAACAUUUUGCUGCUGGAUAAAUGCAUUUUUAUAUGAUGGGGGAUCUUGUUGGAGAGCAUGGAAAGUUUCAGUAAUUUAGCCACAGACAGAAUAUUAAUCAAUUUAAAGCAAUUGAAUAAACUUGAAUAGCUUCGCACGACUAUUAGAUUUUGUGUUGCAGAUGAGAUAACUACUUGGUAUUUACAUAUUUUGGAUCUUACAGAAUUCCAAAGUAUUCUUCCAAGAACACUUAAAAGAAAAAUUUGCAAGUGAAAAAAGGUUCUUUUAAUGCCCAAAAAGAUACUAGGAUGCGUAAUUUUUGAUUUUAUCAAGGGGGAGAUAUUAGGGUCGGAAGUGGUGUACAGCUGAAAAUGAAGUACUUGGAAGUCUUUGGAAGUGGGAGUGUCCGAAAAUAAAGUCUUCUCUGUUUAAUUCUGAAUUUUAGAGAUUAUACGCUACUUUUAGCUCAGAUUUUAAAUUCGAGUGGCAAAAAUACGUAAAGAACGAAAAGGUUUCUUUGUAGUAUUUAAUGUUAAUCCAAUUUUGGAAAGGCCUAAAUGAUAGACUUCCAUUCCAUUUCAUUGAGCAUUUUGGGCUUUUUAUUUAGAUCGUGUUUAAAUGACUGAAAAGUGACUUGAAAAAUUUCGAUAUAGAGAUUUAUUCUUGAAAAGAUCAACUUUAUCUUAAACGGUCUCUAACAUAAACGGCAAUAUUGUGGGUAUUCGAGUGGAAGACAAUUGAAGAGGUUGAAGAGAUUAUUAAGAUUUUGGAAAACAAUAAUUCGAUCGACUUUCGCUAUUUAGAAAAACUUGGAUGUAUUUAAAAGCUUGAUACGUGGGUGCUACAUCUCUUCACUGAAAAGAAUAAAGGGAACUGUAGGAACUGUACUACGGGUUAUUACGGUACUUUUUAGUGGUAACUUUAAUCUAAGACUUCUCUAUCCAAUUGCGGAGUAGAGGAUUUGCCGGAUUCUAUGCUGUGGUUCAACGGAUAUAUAUGAAGUCUUUGCGGUUAACGGGAGUGAAAUAAGAGCGUGGUAGUGCAUGGUGCUCCGAGAAUAACCCUAAUCCGAGCUAUGCUGUCGGAUGAUCUAUUUUGCAGAGUGAAUUAAAUAACUUUUUCAAAUGUGACAAGAAACUUUUAGACGAUAAAAAUGAUCAACUUUUGGAAAACAAUUAUUUUGGAUACGAUCUUAAAUAAAACAUUUUUUUAAAUGCACAGGCAACUCAUUUGCAAAAAGAAAAAUUUUAAGAAGUAUUUAUCAUUUUUUCACCUGAUUUCUUGAAUAUAACUUUGUCAAGAAUUUUUUGGUCAAUACUGUACUUCUGAAGUGCUAAAUUAGUUGUUGCACUCGUACUUUUGGUCUCUUGCAGACUUUCCAAAACAAUUUCAACCAAUUAGAAACGACCAUACUUUUUUUUUGAGACCUCUUUUCCAGAAGUAGCUUCACUGGUCUGUUGUGGCCUCUACACACUAGAAAAAUUUAUGUUCAUAUUGAAGAUAAUUGCCUACGCUUAUGUAGGAAGAACUCUAAAAAAUGGACAUAUUUUUCUCUAGUGUGUAGACCAUUAGAAAAUGCAUAGAAAGAAAUUCUGUUGGUCAUAAAAUACAGAUAAUAAUAAAAUAUCAUUAGUAUGCAAGAAUAUCUGCUGCUAUUAAAAUAUUAUUAUAAAAUAUUAAGAAAAAAUUUUAAAGGAAAUACAUGUAAAAAUAAAUUUCUUAAGAUUUUUUUAAAAGUGUUCUUACUUAUAUUUUUCAUAAUAUUAAACAAAUUAUUGAUUCCUAAGUAUGAGAAGUGCAAGAAGUGCUGGAUGUAUUGCAGCAUUUUUGAGAGUCUUUCGAAACGCUGGAAGUGUAAAGGGUUCCAAAUUGUGGAAGUGUCUGGAAGUGGUGUACACAUUUUCAUCCUAAUAUGUCGCCCUUGGAUUUUAUUGAAUAUUUAAAUUUUGAAUUGACGUUAAAGACUGAUUCGUAUCCUGCAUAAAAGAUCUUUUAUUUUAAAGUAUCAAAUAUCUUUACGGUUUUACAACAAGAUGUAACAAACUUCACUGGAACUGAAAUUGAACCAGAAAUUUCAAGCAACUUUGAUUAGUUUCCGAUUCUUUGAAAAAAUAGUCUAGGGUACCGUAGAGUAAGAUGGGGUAAUUUGGAAUCAUGUAUAAUUUUGAACUUUAAAAUUUUCUAACAGGUUUAGGACAGCAAAAGAAAAAAAAAAUAACGAGGAAGUACUACUUCUUUGUAGUUUUCCUUUUCUUUUUGACCGUCUGAAACAGUGAAAAAUUUCAAAAUUCGAAAAUAGGCAUGAUUUGGAAUUAUUCCGUCUUUCCCAAAGGGUUAUGCCUUAUGCCCUAGACACACUUACGACUUAAGCCGAGAGACGACUUAGUAGAAAAUUAUGGUAAUGUAGUUUAACCCUUUAACGACGAGACACUUUUUACGGAGCGAAAAUCAACAAUAAAAAUUUAACCGAUAAACAAAAUCAAUUGAACGUCUUACAUUUGACUUCGGAAACUCCAACAGAGGUCUGAUUCGGUGCGUGUUUUACCUCUACGAGCGAUAGGAACAAAAAUAGCCCAAAAAUUUAAGUAAUUUUUCUGAUAAUACCAAUGAACCAUAAUUUUCAGUCUAAUGAAAAAUAUUGUAUAUGAGUAUUGUAGUUUCUUUUUCCAAAACGGUUAAAAAUUAAAUAAAGCUUGAAAAUUAAAUUAAAUAAAGCUUAAAAAUUUACUAUAUAGCAAAUAGCUGGAGACUUGCAAGAAAUAUCCUAGAUUCCUUCAACCUUCUACUUUGCAAUUACGUACAAACAUAGGGGAAAGUGCCCAUGCUUGAUACCACUGGAAGCUUCGUAAUGACUAAAUUUCUCCUAUGUUUCUCAAUAAACGUAACUCCGCAAUAUAUUUUAAAAACUAGCCACUUUCUCAUAGUUUUUAAAAUAUGGUUGCGACAAGUCAAAUAUAUAUUGUGAGACAUAGAAAAUUUAGUCAUUACGAAGCUUCCAAUGGUAUCAAGCAUGGGCACCUUCCCCUAAGAAAAAAAUUACUUUAGGUAACCAAAAAAAAAAUUUUCUUUAUGGGACACCGGUGUUCCAAUCGUCCUUAAAGGGUUAAUUAUUAUUUCGAAUAUAAUUACGCUAAGCCGUCUCUCGGCUAAUCCUCAGGUCUGUCGAAGCCCUUAGACACACUUACGACUUAAGCCGAGAGACGGCUAAACGUCAUUAUAAUCAAAUUUGAUUAAAUCCUCAUCAGUUUCCCACUAAGUCGUUUUUCGCCUGAAGCCGAGAGACGGAUUGGUCAGGAGGAAAUGUAAUCAUAAUUAUUUUGAUUAUACUUACGUUAAGCCGUUUCUAGGCUUAUGCCGUAAGUCUGUCUAGAAGAGCAUUACAAACGUUUCUAAAAGCUUUUUCUGUGGUUUUCUAAUAGGUUUCACCGUGCAAAGUCUAUAUAAUCGUGCAUUUAGGAAUAUUUUCUAAUUCUUCCGAAGACAAAUUUAUUUUUAGGAUGUUUCCUGCGAAAAAAUGUAUUUUUUACGAUUAUUAAAGUUAUAAUCAUAAUUUGGGCAUUUUUAGACUCGCUUUUAUAACUUUUUGAAAUAUGCGUAGUUUGUCUGACGGUCGCUAGUGGCAUUGCCGGCAUUGGAAUCGCAUGUUUAAUGGCUCCGCGCCACACCCUUUAGAUCAGGAAAAUUUAAUAAAACUAAAAUUCACAUCUCUUUCUUACUUAAAAGUUUCGCAGAUGUCCGUCUCAUUCUUUAGCACUUUUCUUCUUCUUCUUUUAAGUGUCAAAACAAAUUCAAUUUGGUUUAAACCAAUUUUGAAUGUGAAAGAGUGAGAUAGACAUAUACAAGUUUGAUGAAGAAAUUGAAUGUGAAUUUGGAUUUCAUGAAAUGGUGAUCCUGAUUAAAAACGUGUGACGGAGGCAUAACCCAAAUUUGUGAUUUAAAUUCAAAUAUAAUUUUUUGAGGAUGAUCUGAGUAAGUUUUCUAAAUUUAUUACUGAUCUAUUAUGCCCUAUUUUAUUCUUCAUUAAUUUGUGAUUAAUCGGAAUUUAUUGAAAGAACCAAAGUCCAUGAAAUGAUGGAUUUUGAAGAAUCACAAAAUCUAUCAUUUUUUUUUUAAGAAAAAUUAUCAAAAGUUUACAGCAAUUUUGCAUCGCUAAUAAAUUAAAUAAAAUUGCCGGAAAAGUUUUUGAUAUUGUAUUGAUCUCUUGAACAAUUAAGAAAAGAAAUUGAACAGAAACUCUAAGAAAUUGUUGUAGAGUAUGGAAAAUUUUAGUUUUUUAGCAAUACAUCAUUUUUUUUUUAAUUAUUUUAAUUGCUUUUCAGAGGCUUUUCUACUAAUUGUGAUAGAAAAAUUAUAAUAGAAACAAAAAAAAUUAUGGAGUUUUAGGAAGAAGCACUGAAUUGAGCCAAUACUCAUUAGAUAUUCUUGACUCUUUCAUACAUUAUUCAAUAUACAGCCUUAAAAAAAAAUUGUGAGCAAUUUGGGAAUUUGCAGAAAGAACAGGAAAGAUUUUUAGAUGGUUAACAGUGUUUCCCAGAACUUGGAAAAAAUAUUCUGCAAAAAAAUAAAAAAUUGUAGAGAAAUUAAUUUUUGACAGAAAAAAAAAAUAGUAAGAUUCUUCUCAGAACAUUAUAAAUGAUAUUCAUUGAAAAUAUUUGUAUUCUAGAAGGUAUUAUUAAUCAUGGAAUGAAUUAUAAAACAAAUCAAGUUUAUUGGAUUUUUUGUUACAAGAUUUUUAUAAAAGAUAAACUUGCUUCAAUUUGCAUUUCUCGAGGAGUUCAAGGAGGUUUAAAAGAACAAGUAAGAGUUUUUUUGCACAAGGAAAUUAUCCUUGAUUUUUUAUAAAAUAAAAUCGAUGAAAAAAAUUGAAUAGAAAAAUUAAAAAUUUAUAAAGUUGCAGAAAAUAAAACUUUGUUGCUAUCCAUCGAUCGUGUUAUUGGUAAAUUGCAAAUUAAUAAUCCAAAUAGCAAAUUAAAGCAAUUAUUUGCCAAGACAGAAUGUCUUUUGAAGUCUAAUUGAAAAGUUGUUAGCAUAAGAAUAACAUUUAUACUGCAUUUAUAUCGCUUCUUCAUGUAAAUUGAAUGGCUUUAUUGUUGAGAAUGUUAGCAAUUUAAGUGAUUCUGUGGCAUCUCCAGUGAAUAACUUUAAAUUAUAUGUGAUUAAUAUUGGAUUACCAUUGUAGAUUGUAAGAAAUCCAUAAAAGCUUAUGCAUUUUUUUUUUACCUGGCGAUUAGAAUACCUUAUUUGGUGAGAACGACAAUUUGCACAAUCUGAUUUGGGAAACACUGAUUGAUAGAGUUGCAGGAGAUUUUAAUGAAUAAGAGACAUUUAUUUGAAAGUCACAAAGAAAAACUCUGUAUUUUAAAAUGUAAUUUCAUUGUAACAAUUAUUAUAGAUUAAAUUGCCUCUGAAUAUUGCGAAA
Messenger RNA from Phlebotomus papatasi, 7539 nucleotides. RefSeq names its product ankyrin-1. Gene Ontology annotation, molecular function: protein binding. The transcript has 5 exons. Lineage: Eukaryota; Metazoa; Arthropoda; Insecta; Diptera; Psychodidae. The record is from RefSeq and is a predicted model, not a curated record. The coding region runs from base 2 to 1801 and encodes 599 amino acids.